AUUGACCCCCAGGACGUCUACCCGUCCACCGCGUGUGUCUUCGUCGCCAAUCUAGCUGAGCCCCGCGACGAUGUCGCUCUUGAGGCCGCUGUUACGCGCGCCUUCAGUCGCUUUGGCACUGUGUUUGUCAAGAUCCGCCGUGAUCACAACAACUUGCCGUUUGCUUUCGUCCAAUACACGACGGAGGAGGAGGCCAAGGAUGCGAUCGAGAGAGGUCGCGGCGUCCCCAUUUUUGGCCGCCCCUGCCGCACUGAGAUGGUCAAGUCCAACCGGUCAAAAGGAUCUUUCAUAAUUUACAAGCGCGACUGCAGCGAGAUCCUGAUUGAUGAGGCUCGCAAGAUCAUGGAGACUUUCGGAACGGUCAGCAGCAUUGAGGUUGUUGAUGACGACACUUGCGAGCGCAUGGAUUUGCCCUCUUCCGUUUUGGUUGAGUACUCCAGCUUCAACUCGAAGAAAACAUUCAGCAUGGUAGGCCUGUUCUUUGACUGUCCAUCCGGGAUUUUACUGUACUUACUGACGACGACUCACAAGGCCGUUGCCCUGUUCCCUGACUACUACAUCGACAUGUUCGAUGUCCGCAAGCGUGCUGCCAAGAGCAACAUUGAUCGUGACACAGAAUUUCUCCGUCAGUACGAUCUCGAUCGCCGCUCCAUCUACGUUGGCGGCCUUCCUCUUGACGCCACCGAGGAGGAGAUGUUUGAGAUCUUUUCCGAUGUUGGCGAGGUCAUCAAGGUGAACAUGGUGCAGCGCCAUAACCAAGAAGGUGAGUCCAUCAUAUCGAGUCGCUCUUGA
Messenger RNA from Podospora anserina S mat+, 792 nucleotides. RefSeq lists its product as uncharacterized. Gene Ontology annotation, molecular function: RNA binding. NCBI's taxonomy places the organism in Eukaryota, Fungi, Ascomycota, Sordariomycetes, Sordariales, Podosporaceae. The annotation marks the transcript as partial. The transcript is spliced from 3 exons. The record is from RefSeq and is a predicted model, not a curated record.